AUGGAUCUGAACAAUUUAACGAAGCAGAUAGAGGAUCUCAGGCAGCAGUUAGAUACACUAGAAGCUGAUUUAUCUGAAAAUCAGAAUGCUUUCUUCUUGUGUUCAAUGGCUCUUAUCAUUUUCCUCAUGCAAUGUGGAUUUGCUUUCCUUGAAGCAGGAGCUGUACGAAGUAAAAAUACAACUAAUAUUCUGAUCAAAAACUUGUUAGAUUCUUGUAUUGCUAUCGUGGGAUAUUGGUCACUAGGAUGGGCUUUCGCAUUUGGUACAUCUAACAAUGAAGUUAUUGGAUUAUUUGUUGGACAUACUGAAUUCUUCUUAUCUGGAAUGACUAACUACCCUAAAUUCUUCUUCCAAUAUGUCUUUGCUGCCACGUCCGCAACAAUUGUGUCUGGAGCUGUUGCAGAAAGAUGUGAAUUCUUUAAUUAUGUAACAUAUUGCACUGUUAUCUCUACUUUUGUUUACCCUAUCCUAACACAUUGGGGUUGGAACCCUGAAGGAUGGAUGUUCAAAGGAAUCACAUCUGGUUCUAUCAAUACUACUUAUGUUGAUUUUGCUGGUGCUGGUGUGGUACAUCUAUGCGGAGGGACUAUCUCGUUCGCUGCUGCUUAUAUCAUUGGGCCUCGUAUCGGUCGUUUCCCUAAAGAUGGAGAAGAACAGUCUAUUGAGAUUAAAGGACACAGUGUUCCCUUUGCUGCUUUGGGUGGCUUCAUUUUGAUGUUCGGAUUUUUAGCUUUCAAUGGAGGAAGUAUGGCUGAUAUCGUAAAGGCUGGUGAAGGAGAGAUUGUUGCUCUGGCUAUGAUCAACACUAUGCUUAGUGGAGCGUUCGCUGCACUUACUUAUUUGUUAAUCCAUUACAUCUUUAAUGGAAAAUGGACUUUACUCUUAACUAUCAACGCUUGCCUUGCUGGUAUGGUUUCAUCAUGUGCAGGCUGUAAUAAUAUGGAGCCAUGGGCUUCCUCAUUUACUGGAAUCGGCGCUGGACUUAUCUAUUUGGGUUUGAGCAAAUUGAUGAUAAGCUGGAAAGUAGAUGAUCCAUUGGAUGCUUUCGCUGUACAUGCUGGCGGUGGAUUUUGGGGGUUAUUCUCAACAUGCAUCAUCUCAAAAAAUGGUAUUGUAUACACAGUAUAUGAUGCUGCUGCUGGAUUACCAAACAAACACCUUGUUGGCCAAGCUUUUGCUCAAUUGGGAUGGCAAAUGGUUUGUGCAUUAGCUAUCAUGACUUGGUCUCUCUUGUGGAUGGUUCCCAUUUUCCUUCUUUUGAGAAAAAUUGGUAAACUUCGUGUCCCCGAAGAAGUUGAGAUUAAUGGUCUUGAUAUAUAUAAGCACGGAGAAGCUGCUUAUCCUUUACAUGCUUAUGGACAUGGUUGGGAUGAAUUUGAAGCAGUUCGAGUUGCUCCUACGGAGAACAACAGUAUCGAACAUAGACGAAAGUCAAUGAUGCCUAAUCAAGAAAUUUCACUGGAACAGUUAGCUGCCGCUUAUGACCGUAGAACCAGCAUAGCCCCAGUUGGCUUUGGAAGUCCAGUACCCGGACCAAGAAAGAAGAGCUUAUACAUCAAUCCAAAGCUCUAUGAGCAUCCUGAACAUCAUCACAAAGCAAAGGACAGAUCACAACAUAUGAAGAAUGUCAUAAUAGAAGAAGAUGAGACGUCAGAGGAAGUGCAAGAAACUCUCCAAUUACAGAAAAAGACACCAGAAUCUAGAUCAGCAGGCAAAUCUAACCCGGCCUUUGAUAUGUACGACGACAAACCCUCAGUUCAAACAUGGCAAAAGCUUUGA
Molecule: messenger RNA, 1779 nt
Organism: Auanema sp. JU1783
Lineage: Eukaryota; Metazoa; Nematoda; Chromadorea; Rhabditida; Rhabditidae
Source: the annotation of a GenBank genome assembly